GCAUGUGAAAUAAUUCGGAAUUUAAAAAUAGAUCUUAAAAAUUUGCAUUUAUCUAACAGUAGCAAAUGGAAAUAAAACUUUUAUCGUGCCCUUUGUGCCUUAAGCCGCAUUUUCAAGGAGUGGAAUCUUUGCGUUCGUCGCUAAUAAGUGUAGCAACUUCACAUCUAACAUGCCCUGUUUGUAAUGAAUCUCUCUUAGGAUUAGAUAAAUUAACCAUACAUCUGUUCACUCACAUCACCGACAGUAGUGUUAGCGCUAAAUAUAAUGAAGAAAGUGAAAUGGCAAAGAGCGAAAAAGAAAUUAACGAAAGUAUUAAUAGCCUGAACAAGUCAUUGGUAGAAAAUGACAACGACCAUAUCAAAUGUGAUAUUUGCAGCUUCACUUUUACAGACAGAACUAUAUUAGAUAUGCAUCAAAAGCUCUUACACCAAACUUUACCCGAUAAAAAUACAGGUCUCUACAGUUAUCACUGCCAUCUGUGCAGUAAGAAAUUUAAAAAACGGGGAAGUUUGAUGGUUCAUCUUCGAGUUGCACAUUAUGGUUUCGGACAUCAGAGUUCUGAAAAUUGGAACAAUAGUCCGGAAAGCCCCCAACAAACGACUAGAAGCGUUAAUAUGGACGUCAUCGCAUCGCCAAAAAAUCCACACGAACAAAUCAAAAUUCAAGAUAAUAAACAAUGGGAAUGCGACGUUUGCUCGAAAAUGUUUACAACGAAAUACUUCUUGAAAAAACAUAAAAGGCUGCACACUGGAGAAAUGCCCUAUUUUUGCGCGCAGUGCAACAAGUCUUUUACUUUUCAGCAAUCGUACCACAAACACAUGCUGUAUCAUUCUUCUGAAAAGCCCUAUGUUUGUAACGAAUGUGGUCGAGCUUUUAAAGAAUUGUCUACGCUUCAAAAUCACGCUAGAAUUCAUUCAGGGGAAAGACCAUUUGGAUGCGAAACUUGUGGAAAGAGGUUCAGGCAACGAGUAUCAUAUCUGGUUCAUCAACGAAUACAUACCGGUGUUAUGCCCUAUAAAUGUACUGCUUGUGAAAAAAGCUUUCGAUAUAAAGUGAGUCAGCGAUCCCAUAAAUGUCCUGUAACGCCUCCAGGAUCGGUAGUUAAGGUUACCGAAUCAGAGAAGACUCAAAAACAGGAAACUCUUGUUACUAGUACUAACACUGUAAACAAUGAAGCUAUGAAUGUUAAAUGCAUAAUGUCUGUAGACUAUAGUACUGGCAAUAUAAAUUUUAUACAGAAUGAUCAUCGCAGUGAGCUUAAGCUUAUGUACAUGGAAAAUAAUAUGCCUCAAAGGAAUCCACAAGAGAAUGUAACUGCCAUGGAUGAAGAAAAUAGUUCAUGCCCAUCUCUGAAAAAGUCAGAAAAACCUGCAGAAAACCCCGGAAACAACUUGUGUAACAAUACUUCAGCGUAUACAGCGGAACAUUCAGAUUUGUUUUCAAUGGUUUUGUCACCCUUACUGCCCGAUGUAGAAUCACUAUGUCUGACAAAUUCUUCCGUUGAAAAUCCACAGAAAAAUGAAGAAAAAGUGUGUGAUAAUCUUCAGAUAUUAAAUGAAGAAUCUUUCAAAGAGUUGUUGUAUGGGCCUGGAAACAAAUAAAAUGAAAAAUGUUUUUGCUACGAUGAUUAAAUAUUAUAAGCGCAAGCACUUUGUUA
Molecule: messenger RNA, 1657 nt
Organism: Zophobas morio
Lineage: Eukaryota; Metazoa; Arthropoda; Insecta; Coleoptera; Tenebrionidae
Product: zinc finger protein 271-like
Exons: 5
Coding region: 66-1601 (511 amino acids)
Biological process (GO): regulation of transcription by RNA polymerase II
Cellular component (GO): nucleus
Molecular function (GO): DNA-binding transcription factor activity, RNA polymerase II-specific; RNA polymerase II cis-regulatory region sequence-specific DNA binding
Source: RefSeq, a predicted model, not a curated record